UGCUCUCCAUAUGCCCUAACUGGCAAAGCCUACCCUCAUGGUCAGACCUAUCAGCUAAAUCAGAAUUACUUCUUGUCAGAAAGUCUCACUUCAUUUUUUCAAUCUAAAUGAACGUGUUGCUAUUUUCUCAGAAGAUCCACGUCAUUUCAUUUCCUCUUCCGUUGACUCAAUAUUUAUUGAGCAUCUACUCUUCUAGUUGUUUGGGAAACAUCAGUGACCUACACAGACAGAAUUCCUGUCCUUGUAGAGGGACUUCUGAAUUCUCUUUCUGAGGUAGAUGGCUGAGAAGGCAUGGAGCCUAACCAAGAGCUUGAAGUCUCCAUGAGACAGAGUGUCACAGCCAGUAGUAUUUUCUCCUUUUUUUCCUGUUCUUUUUUAAAAGACUCUUUAUUGAAAUAUUACAUCCAUACCGAAAAGCAUACAGAUCAUUUGAUGAAUUUUCAUACACUGAACACACCCAUGUAACCAGCACUGGGAUGAAGAAACAUAAUAUUAUCAGUCCCAAAAUGUCCCCUCCUGCAGCCGUGUAUCAUGACUUCUGAUUGAACCUGCUUUUCUUAGUUUUUGAGGUACUCUCUCCUGCAGGAACUUUGCUUUUUGGAAUCGCCCCCUUGUUCAGCAUCCCUCUCAGGCAGUACUCCACAGUGGGGAAAAAAGCGAUUGUGAGAAAGGAGAUGCUAAAGGAGAACCAUCCGAUUCAAAGCACCUCCCAGAUGAAAACUAUAUGGAUGGAAGCUGAGAAUUUGGAAACUGAUUCUUUAAAGUAAUGGUUCUCAAAGUGUGGUCCCUGGACCAGCAGCAGCAGCAUCACCUGGGAACUCACUAGAAACGCAGAUUCUCGGAUCACCUCCCAGAUCUACUGAACCAGAAACUGGGGCUGGGACCCAGCGAACUGUUUUAACAAGCUCUCCAGGGGAUUCUGAUGCACGUUCAAGUCUGAGAACUCCUGGGUUAGGAUAAUGGUAAGAUUUAUGAUUGCACAGUGGUUCUUAAAGUUUGGACCCCAGACAAGCAGAAUCAGCAUCACCUGGGAACUUAGGCGCGCAGAUUAUCAGGCUCCACCCCAGACUCACUGAAUCAGAAACUCUUUUUACACGCCUUCCAGGUGAUGGCGAUGCACGCUGGAACUGGAGAACCAUUGCCUAAAACUGUAUUUCCCUGGCCACAGGAAAGCCUCAUGCACUCCCACGGGGACCUGUAUGCUUAUUUUUAAAGCCCGCUUCAGAGGCUAUCAGCACAAUUAUAGCCUAGGAUUCCUAGGCUGACUAAUACAGGAUUCCUAGUAGGAUUCCUACUAAUACAGUGCCUGGCUCAUCGUAGGUGCUCAGCAGGUGUUCGUUGAGUGAAUUAAUUUAAUACUCACAGCAAUCCUGUGAAAUAGGAAGUCAGUUAGGCAGAGUGGGAUUCGAACCUAUCACAGCUUGUCCUUCUCUGUUGGGACUUGAUGGGGCUUGUUUCCACCGUCCAAGGCGCCGCCUCCACUCCCAUUCUCACUCUGCCCGGGAGGUGGCGCUCUAGGGCGACCGUGAGGCCAGGCUGGGAGGCGGAACUUCCUGUCUCCGAGGGAGCACUUCCGUCCCGGCGCGGAAGACCGUUCAUCGCUGCUGUGGGGCUCUCGCUUCGGGGGCGCCGGAGCCGGGGUGCAGCUCUCGGGUUGCUUCGUGGCACGAGGGUCAGGCGAGCGUCGCGCGGAGGUCCAGUUACCAGACAGGCACGGCGAGGCCCGGGCCACGAUGGACUUCCCCGGCUCCCUCCGCCCCACAGUAUUCAUGACUGGCCCCCUUGGUCUGAGCGAUGUCCCUGACAUGUCCUUCAUGUGCAGCUGGAGAGACGCACUCACCCUGCCGGAGUCCCUGCCCCAGAACUCCGAGAAUGGGGUGCCGCACGUGGCCAAGGGCCUUCUCUGGGAGCCGGAGACCCCCGGGCCCCUUCCCUUGCUGCCUCCUGGUCCUGAUCCCUGGCACCCUGGUCUGACUGCCCAGGACCUGCUUUUCCGGGGAGGUCACCCGUUCCAGAAACAGCCCCGAGUUGUGCUGGAUGUUACUGAACAGCUCAGCCGGUUCCUGUGGGACCAUGGGGACAUAGCCUUUGCACCCCUGGGGAAGCUGAUGCUGGAGAAUUUCAAACUGGAGGGAGCACGGAGCCGCUCUAAGAAGACGACAGUGGUCAGUGUGAAGAGGCUGCUCCAGGACCUCGAUGGACACCAGCCCUGGGGGUGCCCCUGGGCUUACCUCAGCUACCGGCAGCGUCGGUUCUCCAUCCUCGGGGGCCCAAUUCUGGGCAAGUCGGUGGCAAACCUCCUGGGAGACCUGCUGCACGAGGAGCUGGUGAUGCGGUGGGAGCAGCUGCUCUUGGACGAUGCUUUCACUGGGGGCGCGCUGGCCUGGGUGCCUGGGAAGACACCCCGGGUUGGGCAGCUGGUCUACCCUGCGGGAAGCACCCUGGACAAGCUGUAUUUCCAAGAGGUCAGUCUGACCCCAGGUGGUAACCCCCAGGUCCUCAGGGACCCUGGCCACAUCCAGCUGCGAGGACCUGUCCGGCAGGUGGUGACCCGAACUGUGCAGGGAGAAUCUCUGUUGGCCGUCCGCUCUGACUACCACUGUGCCCUGUGGAAGGUCAGCAGGCAGGGGCGGCCGGCGCCUCUCCAGGUGCUGCAGGUCGAGAAGGGGGCCACAGGGAUCAGCCUCAGCCCUCACCUACCCGGGGAGCUGGCCGUCUGCAGCCGUUCGGGAGCCAUCUGUCUGUGGACCCCCCAGGAUGGGCUGCGGCGAGUCUACAAGGACCCUGACACCCUUGUGUUCCGGGACCCCUCUCCCUGGCGUUGGGCAGACUUCACCGCCCACCCUCGGGUGCUGACUGUGGGUGACCGCACUGGAGUGAAAAUUGUUGACACACAGGGCCCGCCGGGCUGUGGUCUGCUGCUUUUUCGUGGAGGGGCAGAGGCAUCCUGCCAGAAAGGGGAACGUGUGCUGCUGACCCAGUACCUGGGGGAGGGCAGCCCCGAGUCUCUGCAUUCCACGCUCCAUCUCAUCUGUACCCAGUUCUCGCUCUACCUGGUGGAUGAGCGCCUCCCCUUGGUGCCGAUGCUGAAGUGGAACCACGGCCUCCCCUCCGCUCCCCUUCUGGCCCGGCUGCUGCCUCCGCCCGGGCCCGGCUGCCCACGGCCGCUGCUCCUGGGGGGCCAGGACGGGCAGCUGCAGCUGCUGCACAUCACUGAGGAGGCCUCCACACCCCGGCUGGCAGGGCCCCCCCAGUCUCUCCCUUCCAGGAAUGACUCCCUCUCCGCAUUCCCCGUGCUGGAGCCCAAGAGUCAGUGGCGGCUGCAGGAGCGUCUGAAAGCGCCAACCAUAGGUCUGGCUGCCGCCAUCCCACCCUCCACCUCCACGCCAAUCCUGUCGCUCUUCCAACUCUCGGCAGCUGGAGAUGUCUUCCACCAGUGCCUCCGCCUCCAGGCAGACCCUGGGCCUGACUCUUGUGCCCCUACAGUCUCCUGGAGCCCCCAGGCCACUGCCUGCUGCAGCCAGUGGCUGAAGGCCUUGCUGGAGGUGCCCCCAGCUCCCCCUGUGUGGGCUGCACCCACCUUCUCCCACCGCCGUCUGCUGGGCUGUGUGGAGCAGAGGGAAGUUGAGGGGAAAGUGCCAGAGGGUCUCCGGGCUGCCAUGGCCGAAGGACGGCUCCUGCAGCAGAGGGACCUGGGCUCGCUCCCCACUGCAGAGCCGCCCCCCGCCCCAGAGCCUGGCCCCGACGAUGAGCUCAGCAAACGCUUGGAGGCGGCCUGGGAAGGCCAGGCGGCUGCCUGGUGGGAGAGGCGGCAGGGCCGGAGCUCAGGGCCCAGGCAGCAGCCCAAGCGGCACAAGCGCCGCACGCAGCUCUCCAGCACCUUCUCCUCGCUCAGUGGCCGCCUGGAGCUCUCGGACGUGACCAGCCCUCCUCCCAGCCCAGACCCUGAGGCCCGGCCUCGGCCCCCAGGGACCCCACCCUCCCAAGAGUUGGCCCAGGAGCACUGGGCCCGGGGCGUCCCCUCGGAGCGGCAGCAGACCCUUCGGGACUAUAUGGCCAAGCUCCCGCUCCGAGAAGACGCCCUAGAAGAUGCCUCUGCGCCCCCCUCCCAGACCUCCAGCAUCCGGGCCACCCGCUCCAGGCAGCGGACCCUCCAGGACAACACAGCCAAGCCACCACUCCAAAGGGACACCCCAGAAGGUGCCUCUGCGCCCCCCUCCCAGACCUCCAGCAUCUGGGCCACCCGCUCCAGGCAGCGGACCCUCCAGGACAACACAGCCAAGCCACCACUCCAAAGGGACACCCCAGAAGGUGCCUUUGUGCCCUCUUCCCAGACCUCCAGCAUCCAGGCCACUCCCUCCAGGCAGCAGACUCCCGUCCUCUCUGGCUCUCAGAGAAUCCGGAAGAAGCCCCGCAUGGGCUUCUGAGGGCCCAGGGAAGCUGCUGCCCCUCCUCCAGGGAGGCCUUGGUCCUGCACCAGCUGUGUCUUCGUGACUGAAGCUUAGGAAACAAAAAGAGAAGCAUCUCCAGGGUGCAGACCUUUCUCCUUUUGAAGGCCAUCGUGCCUGUGGGAGGCGUCCAAAGAUGACCUGGAGCCAAGUCAGAGGACUGGGGACAACCACACAGCAGUUCCUCUUGUCGUCUGCACCUUUGCCUGGAGGCGCUUCCACAGGCACAUUGGAAACGCCCUCGCGGUCCAGUCCUUGAGGUCAGUGUCAUUGGGAUUCCCUCCAGGAGACAGGGCUGUGCUUGACAGCAGGGGCUCCCUGCACACGAGCUGGGGUCUCCGUGUACCCUGCUGACGUCGGGGUGACAGUGCUAGCUCCUCGCCGUGGCCGGGGACGUGAAAUGAGACACGGGGGAGCUGCGGGGGCGGCGCUCGGUGGGAGUUGGCAGCCGCUGGCGGCUGGUUUGUGUGUGUUGGGCAGUGUCUGCUGUGGUCUAAGGUUUCGUAGAGGGAGACGCUGUGGAUUGCACUCAGGGACCGAAUAAACUUGUCAGCUGAG
Equus caballus (horse) is the source of this 5006-nucleotide messenger RNA. It is a transcript of the gene TAF1C, whose product is annotated as TATA-box binding protein associated factor, RNA polymerase I subunit C. Gene Ontology annotation, cellular component: fibrillar center. Gene Ontology annotation, biological process: transcription by RNA polymerase I. The record is from RefSeq and is a predicted model, not a curated record. Gene Ontology annotation, molecular function: RNA polymerase I core promoter sequence-specific DNA binding; protein binding. NCBI's taxonomy places the organism in Eukaryota, Metazoa, Chordata, Mammalia, Perissodactyla, Equidae.